Messenger RNA from Taeniopygia guttata (zebra finch), 2856 nucleotides. The record is from RefSeq and is a predicted model, not a curated record. Lineage: Eukaryota; Metazoa; Chordata; Aves; Passeriformes; Estrildidae.
AUGUUUUCCAUCCGCUCCCGAAGUUCUGACUCAAAUCCCGUCUCUGUUGUCGUGACGGUGGCGGUGUCCUCGUGUGGGACGAGCGGGCAGCCUCCCCCCUUCCCCCCAAAAAUGCGUCGCGCGACCGGCUGCCCGCUGAGCCAGAUCUGCAUCCCCCCUCCCGCUGUCCUGGUCAGGAGCUUCCCGGUGAGGUCCAGCCCGGACCCCUGCGGCACCUCCAGCAGCUUCCAGUGCCUCCCUUCCCGCGGGAGCGGCUGCUGCUACCCCGGCACCACCACCUACGUCAGCCUGGGGGGCCUGGCCGCGGCACAGGCCGCCGGCUGCGCCAACUGCGGCCUCGCGGCCACCAUGCGCGGCCCCCUGUGCUACCAGGGCCUGGCCGGGUGCAGCACGACGUGCCGGAACCCCUGCUGCUGCUGCCGGGUGACCGAGAGCAGCGCCAGGAGCCAGGACUGCUGCCAGGAGGUCACCAAAUGUGUCACAACGUGUCAGGAUCCGUGCUGCCAGGAGGUCACCAAGUGUGCCACCACGUGCCAGGAUCCGUGUUGUCAGGAGGUCACCAAGUGUGUCACCACGUGCCAAGAUCCCUGCUGCAAGGAGGUGACCACAUGCACCACCACGUGUGUGGAUCCAUGUCGUAAGGAGGUCACCAAGUGUGUCACAACAUGUCAGGACCCGUGCUGCCAGGAGGUCACCACAUGCAUCACCACGUGCCAAGACCCCUGCUGCAAGGAGGUGACCACAUGCACCACCACGAGUGUGGAUCCAUGUUGUAAAGAGGUCACCAAGUGUGUCACCACGUGUCAGGACCCCUGCUGCAAGGAGGUGACCACAUGCACCACCACGUGCGUGGAUCCGUGUUGUAAGGAGGUCACCAAGUGUGUCACCACGUGUCAGGACCCCUGCUGCAAGGAGGUGACCACAUGCACCACCACAUGUGUGGAUCCAUGUUGUAAGGAGGUCACCAAGUGUGUCACCACGUGUGUGGAUCCGUGUUGCCAGGAAGUGUCCAAGUGCACCACAACAUGCCAAGAUCCCUGUUGCAAAGAAGUGGCCAAGUGCACCACCACGUGUGUGGCCCCCUGCUGCCGGGAGGUCACCAAGUGUGUCACCACGUGCCAGGAUCCCUGCUGCAAGGAGGUCACCACCACAUGCACCACAACGUGUCAGGAUCCCUGUUGUAAGGAGGUCACCAAGUGUGUCACAACGUGUCAGGAUCCGUGUUGUCAGGAGGUCACAAAGUGUGUCACAACGUGUCAGGAUCCCUGCUGCAAGGAGGUGACCACAUGCACCACCACGUGUGUGGAUCCAUGUUGUAAGGAGGUCACCAAGUGUGUCACCACGUGUGUGGACCCCUGCUGCCAGGAGGUCACCAAGUGUCGUGUCACCACGUGUCAGGACCCAUGUUGUCAGGAUGUCACCAGGUGUGUCACCAGGUGUGUGGACCCAUGUUGUCAGGAGGUCACCAGAUGUGUGGAUCCCUGCUGCCAGGAGGUCACCAAGUGCAGAACCAGAUGUGUAGAUCCUUGUUGUCAGGACGUCACCAAGUGUGUCACCACGUGUGUGGAUCCGUGUUGUAAGGAGGUCACCAAGUGCAUCACCAGAUGUGUGGAUCCCUGCUGCCAGGAGGUCACCAAGCGUGUCACCACGUGUGUGGAUCCGUGUUGUAAGGAGGUCACCAAGUGCACCACCAGAUGCGUUGACCCGUGCUGCCAGGAUGUCACCAAGUGUGUCACCACGUGUGUGGAUCCCUGCUGCCAGGAGGUCACCAAAUGUGUCACCACGUGCCAAGAUCCCUGCUGCCAGGAGGUGACAAAGUGCACCACCAGGUGUGUGGAUCCCUGCUGCCAGGAGGUCACCAAACGUGUCACCACGUGUGUGGAUCCUUGUUGUAAGGAGGUCACCAAGUGCACCACCAGGUGCGUUGAUCCGUGCUGCCAGGAGGUCACCAAGUGCGUCACCACGUGCCAAGAUCCCUGCUGCGUCACCAGAUGUGCCACCAGGCGUGUGGAUCCCUGCUGCCAGGAGGUCACCAAGUGCACCACCAGAUGUGUGGAUCCCUGCUGCCAGGGAGUGGCCACGUGUGCCACCAGGUGUGCGGAUCCAUGUUGCCAGGGGGUGGCCAGGUGCGUCACCACCUGCCAAGACCCCUGUUGUGUCACCAGAUGUGCCACCAGGUGUGUGGACCCCUGCUGCCAAGGAGUGACCACCUGCACCACCACGUGCCAAAACCCCUGCUGCCAAGGAAUGACCACAUGCCAAAACUCCUGCUGCCAGGGAGUGACCACCUGCACUUCCACCUGCCAAGACCCCUGCUGCCAAGGAGUGACCACCUGCCAAGACCCCUGCUGCCAGGGAGUGACCACCUGCCAAGACCCCUGCUGCCAAGGAGUGACCACCUGCACCACCACGUGCCAAGACCCCUGCUGCCAAGGAAUGACCACCUGCACCACCACGUGCCAAAAUCCCUGCUCCCAAGGAGUGACCACCUGCACCACCACGUGCCAAGACCCUUGCUGCCAGGGAGUGACCACCUGCCAAGACCCUUGCUGCCAGGGAGUGACCACCUGCCAAGACCCCUGCUGCCAAGGAGUGACCACAUGCACUUCCACAUGCCAAGACCCCUGCUGCCAGGGAGUGACCACCUGCCCCACCACACGCCCAGCCCCGUGCUGUGUCCCCAGCUGUCGCCCCCCGUGUGCAGACCCCUGCUGUGCCACCUCGCAGUGCCGUGGGGGUGUCCAGGUCGCCACCAGGUGCGCGGACUCCUGUCCCACCACCUGCGUCACCCAGACCUGCCCGGUGUGCGGCCAGCGCUGCUCCGUCUCCUGCUGCCCCAAAUUCCGGGCUCGCUGA